AUGACCACCAUCCAUGCCAUCACUGCCACCCAGAACACUGUGGAUGACCCCUCUGGAAAACUGUGGCGUGAUGGCUGUGGGGCUGCCCGGUACAUCAUCCCUGCAUCCACUGUUGCUGCCAAGGCUGUGGACAAGGUCAUCUCAGAGCUGAACAGGAAACUCACUGGCAUGGCCUUCCAUGUUCCUACCCCCUACAUGUCUGUCGCGGAUCUGACAUGCCGACUGCAGAAACCUGCUAAGUAUGAUGACAUCAAGAAGGUGGUGAAGCAGGCAUCCGAGGGCCCACUAAAGGGUUUCCUGGGCUACACUGAGGACCAGGUUGUCUCCUGUGACUUCAACAGUGACUCCCACUCUUCCACCUUUGAUGCUAGAGCUGCCAUUGUCCUCAGUGACAACUUUGUAAAGCUCAUUUCCUAG
Meriones unguiculatus (Mongolian gerbil) is the source of this 417-nucleotide messenger RNA. RefSeq names its product glyceraldehyde-3-phosphate dehydrogenase-like. The coding region runs from base 1 to 417 and encodes 138 amino acids. Lineage: Eukaryota; Metazoa; Chordata; Mammalia; Rodentia; Muridae. Gene Ontology annotation, molecular function: oxidoreductase activity, acting on the aldehyde or oxo group of donors, NAD or NADP as acceptor. The transcript has a single exon. The record is from RefSeq and is a predicted model, not a curated record.